Messenger RNA from Fusarium redolens, 1221 nucleotides. RefSeq lists its product as uncharacterized. Lineage: Eukaryota; Fungi; Ascomycota; Sordariomycetes; Hypocreales; Nectriaceae. The transcript has 2 exons. The coding region runs from base 174 to 1052 and encodes 292 amino acids. The record is from RefSeq and is a predicted model, not a curated record.
CGCUCUCGACAGCCCACAAUUCUCUAAACACCAUCCCACCAUUAAAUUCACGUGAAACGCUGUUGCUGCCAUUCUCGAACCACUCUGGCGCCAUUACCUCGCAUAUCUCCCCAUAUCACAACAUCCUCAAAACUAUAACUACAGACGACUACCGUCGUCUUUAGUUGCCCAUCAUGUCUACAGACACAGCACCCCCCAACAAUAACAACAACGCCGAAAUGUACACACGCAACAGACGAGGGUCAAUCACCCAGGCCGCAUUGACCAAUCUUUUUCAAAGAGGGAAUUCAGUUCCCAACAGCAACGGCUUUUCAAAUCAGCCCUCGGGUCCAGUUGACACUGGUCGUCGACGUCUCUCUGUUACCACACUUGGUCUUUCGGGUACUUCGCCCACAAACACGUCUUUUAUUCGUCGAGGCAGCAUGUCGACAAACUCAAACAACUCAGACUCUAUUGAUGAGAAUGCCAUCGAAGAUGACGACAUGUACUCCAAGACUGCACCCACAACACCAUUUGUUCGACGAAUGAGCUUCGGCACUUCGAACAUGCGCAACAUUCGCCCAAAUGGAAGCCCUGGAAAUGGUAAUAGCCCAUCCUCUCCUCCCACUUCUCAAAACGGGCGCCCCGUCCCAAGUGGUCGGAAGGCGUCGCUUGUUGGCUCCCCCAGUCAAGGGUCGAGCCUCGCGGCAGCUUUGUCUGCCGGACGUCGCCCCAGUCUCGCUUCUUCUGUCUCACAGGCAAGCAACACCAAAUAUGCAAGAGCCACAUCUGACAAUUAUAUUUCGCGCCCAGACCAGCAAGGUUUCAACUGGUCCGAGCAGCUUAGGUCUCGUGCCGAGAGUUCCGUCAUCGGUGCUCCUCGCACUUCCUUCUCGCUCGCCUCCUCCUCCCCGCCCCGAGGCUCCAUUCACGACCGGGCAAAAUCUGUUUCUGAGAUGCCGCAACCUCCUGUCCAGGCCUCUUCUGUCAAGCAGCAACCUAGACAGCCUGAACGACCCAAGCCUGAUGCUUUUCAGGAGAGAAUUUUGAAGGGUGACUUCUACAUGGACUGAGCGCAUCCAUGCCUCAGAUACACAUUCACUUGAAGAUGAUAACGACGACGAUGAUGAUACCAACAAUGACGAUUCGCCCACUUUGCCACAAUUGUCCGACGCUCCUAAUAGCCCAAAGUUCCCUUGAAGGAGAUCUCUCGCUGAAAACAUGGCUUCUGACUUUUUUAUG